AUGUUUAAUAGAUUAGCUAGAACAACUGGUAUUUUAAAUAAUAUUUCAAAACGAAGAUUUUCAUUAAAUUCUAAAUGGUUUCAACAAUCAAAAUUAGACGCCUCUCGUUUAAGAAUUAUUAGUACCAAAGAACCAACACAACCAAUUCCAAAUGAUCAAUUAGUGUUUGGAAAAACAUUCACGGACCAUAUGUUGACGAUUGAAUGGACAAAAGAAGAAGGUUGGAAAGAUCCAGUUAUUAGACCGUAUGGUCCUUUAACCUUAGAUCCUGCCUCUUGUGUUUUUCAUUAUGCUUUUGAGUUAUUUGAAGGAUUAAAAGCCUAUAGGACUAUUGAUGAUAAAAUUACAAUGUUUAGGCCAGAUAUGAAUAUGAAACGUAUGAAUAAAUCGGCUCAUAGAAUUUGUUUGCCUACUUUCGAUUCAGAUGAAUUAAUUAAGUUAACAGGUGAACUUAUUAAACAGGAUAAGCAUUUAAUACCAAGUGGAAAGGGUUAUUCUUUAUAUAUUAGGCCUACUUUAAUUGGAACUACAAGCACAUUAGGCGUCGGAAAACCAGAUAAAGCGCUACUAUUUGUAAUUAAUUCUCCAGUUGGUCCUUAUUAUAAAACCGGAUUCAAAGCAGUUAGCCUUGAGGCUACAGAUUAUGCUACCAGAGCUUGGCCAGGGGGUGUCGGUGAUAAAAAAUUAGGUGCAAACUAUGCACCAUGCGUUUUACCUCAAUUGCAAGCCUCAGAAAGGGGCUAUCAACAAAAUUUAUGGUUAUUUGGUCCUGAAAAAUAUAUUACUGAAGUUGGUACAAUGAAUGUCUUUUUUGUUUUUAAAAAUUCAAAGACUGGCAAAAAGGAGCUAGUCACUGCACCAUUAGAUGGCACAAUAUUAGAAGGCGUUACAAGAGAUUCCAUUUUGACUCUCGCAAAAGAAAAUCUAAGUCCUAUUAAUUGGGAAAUUAACGAGCGUUAUUUUUCAAUAAACGAGGUCAUAGAUCGCUCUAAAAACGAUGAGCUUGUAGAAGCCUUUGGUUCUGGUACAGCUGCUGUUGUCUCACCUAUUAAGGAAAUAGGUUACAGAGAUUAUAAAAUUAAAGUACCACUACUGCCAGGUGAACAGUCUGGUGAACUUACAAAACUUGUUGCAAAAUGGAUUAGUGAUAUUCAAUAUGGUAAUGUACAGCAUGGUAAUUGGUCUAAAAUCGUAGCAGACUUAAAUGCAUAUUAG
This is a messenger RNA of Henningerozyma blattae CBS 6284, 1215 nucleotides long. RefSeq names its product branched-chain-amino-acid transaminase BAT1 (gene BAT1). Lineage: Eukaryota; Fungi; Ascomycota; Saccharomycetes; Saccharomycetales; Saccharomycetaceae. Gene Ontology annotation, molecular function: branched-chain-amino-acid:2-oxoglutarate transaminase activity. Gene Ontology annotation, biological process: L-leucine biosynthetic process; L-valine biosynthetic process. Gene Ontology annotation, cellular component: mitochondrion. The record is from RefSeq and is a predicted model, not a curated record. Bases 1 to 1215 code for a protein of 404 amino acids. The transcript has a single exon.